CUAGAGCGGCCGCCCGGCUCGCCUACUCCUGGCUAGAGCGUCGCCUCUGCGCAGAGCCGCGUGUGACCUUCCCGCUCCUGGAGCGAUGCUGCCGGCGACCGCCCGACGCCUGUGGGGGCCGCUCCUCGGGCUUCGGGGCGCCGCGCUCCGCCUCGCCAGACAACAGGCGCCGGGUGUCUGCGCCGUGCGACACAUGAGGAGCAGCAGCCGCCGACGGGGUGAGGCGCUGGCUGGGGCACCCCUGGACAACACCCCCAAGGAGUACCCCCCCAAGAUCCAGCAGCUCGUCCAGGACAUCGCCAGCCUCACGCUCCUGGAGAUCUCAGACCUCAAUGAACUGCUGAAGAAAACGUUGAAGAUCCAGGACGUUGGCCUCAUGCCGACCAGUGGAGUAGUACCUGGAGCCCUCCCUGCUGCGGCAGUCCCUGAGGCGGCAGAGGAGGAAGACCUCCCGAAACAGAAAGAACAGACGCAUUUUACCGUCCGCUUGACAGAGGCAAAGCCUGUUGACAAAGUGAAACUGAUCAAAGAGAUCAAGAACUACAUCCAGGGCAUAAACCUUGUCCAGGCCAAGAAGCUGGUGGAGUCCCUGCCCCAGGAAAUCAAAGCUAAUGUUGCCAAAGCCGAGGCAGAGAAGAUAAAGGCAGCCCUGGAGGCCGUGGGCGGCACUGUGGUUCUGGAAUAGCUCCCACCUCUGAGGACUUACGGACUGGGGUCCCUGGGACCCAGGCGAGGCCCUGCCUGCGCACUGUACCCCCAGCACCAGGCUCCCAGAUGAAGAUUCCAGGAGGCUGGAGUUACUGGCCAUCAGUCCAUCUGGGAGGAACAGGAUGGACCUGCUGUGGUGGGGGGAGGGAAGCCACUGCCUGUGCAGAGCACGGGAGGCCACCUAGGAAGGUACGGGGUUAACAGGAGCUCCUCUGGUGGCUGCUGAGAAAAAUAACACUGUUGAGGCUCAGGA
Molecule: messenger RNA, 961 nt
Organism: Sciurus carolinensis (gray squirrel)
Lineage: Eukaryota; Metazoa; Chordata; Mammalia; Rodentia; Sciuridae
Gene: Mrpl12
Product: mitochondrial ribosomal protein L12
Exons: 5
Coding region: 86-685 (199 amino acids)
Biological process (GO): translation; mitochondrial transcription
Cellular component (GO): mitochondrial large ribosomal subunit; ribosome
Molecular function (GO): structural constituent of ribosome
Source: RefSeq, a predicted model, not a curated record